AUGCACACACAUAAAUGUGAUUAUGAUUUCUUUGUAAUAGGAGGAGGUUGUGGUGGACUAUCUUUCGCAUAAGAAGCAUGCUAAUUUGGUGCAAAAGGUGCAAUAGCAGAUUUUGUAUAUCCUUCUCCAUAAGGAAAUAAAUGGGGAUUAGGAGGAACAAAUUUAAAUGUAGGAAGCAUUGCUAAAAAAUUCAUGCAUAUAGCUGCUUAAAAUGGGGAAUUACAUAAUUAAUAUGUAAACAUGGGAUAUGGUGAUGUUGAUUAAAAAUCAAAUCAUGAAUGGAAAAAGUUGAUAUCUAGAAUUUAAAAUUAUAUUAAAAAUACAAGCUGGUAAUAUAAAAUUGAUUUAUAAAAUUAAGAAGUUAAAUAUUAUAAUGCUUUUGCAAGUAUUAUUGAAAAAAAUAAAAUUGAAUUAAAAUAUAAAAAUGGAGAUAUAGAAAAAGUUACAGCUAAAUUUAUUAUUAUUGCAGUUGGAUCAAGGCCAAAAUAUUUAGAUGUAGAAGGUUCUCCUCAGCAUGUAAUUACAUCUGAUGAUUUGUUUUAAUAAGAAAAUCCUCCUAAUAAAACACUUAUUGUAGGUGCUUCUUAUGUAGCUUUAGAAACGGCUGGAUUUUUGAAUUCUUUUGGUUAUAAUGUUAGUGUAAUGGUACGUUCAAAAAUAUUGAGAGGAUUUGAUUAAGAAAUAGCAUCUAAAAUCGAAACACAUUACAAAAAUCAUGGAAUCAGAUUUAUAAAAUAUUCCACAAUUAAUAAAAUAGUAUUAUAAAUAGGAAGUGAUAAGAAAGUAUAUUAUAAAAAAUAAGAAUAAAGUUAUUUGAAUGAGGAAUCAUUUGACACAAUAAUUCUUGCUAUAGGUAGAGAAGCCUAAACUAAAAGAUUGAAUUUAGAUAAAAUCAAUUUGAAAAUAAAAAAUAAUGGAAAAAUAAUUUGUAAUGAAGAUGACUCUACUAGUGUUGAUGGUAUAUUUGCAAUAGGUGAUUGCGUCUAUAAAAGACCUAUGUUAGGUUCAACAGCAAAAAAACAGGUUAAUUGUUAGCAAGAAGACUUUUUAAUGGGAAAUCGAAACUUAUUAGUUGGACUUCAUUAUUUAGGUCCACAUGCUGGGGAAGUUGUUUAAGGUUAUGCUUUAGCUUUUUUAUUAAAUGGGACAAAAGAAGAUUUUGAUAAAGCGGCUGGUAUUCAUCCUACUUCAUCUGAGGAAUUUAUUGGUAUGAAGUAAUUUAAGGGAUCAGGAAAAAUGGCAAAGGAAAGUGGAUGCUGAGGUUGAAGCUACCAACUUUUCGAAAAUUUAAUUUUUUUUUUUUCAGGAAAGGAGUUGGUAGUAUAUUUUAAUACUUUCCAUUUUGUUUAUUUUAAGUUUAAAUUUUUUCUUUUUU
This is a messenger RNA of Ichthyophthirius multifiliis, 1375 nucleotides long. RefSeq names its product thioredoxin and glutathione reductase family protein, putative. Gene Ontology annotation, molecular function: glutathione-disulfide reductase (NADPH) activity; flavin adenine dinucleotide binding. Lineage: Eukaryota; Ciliophora; Oligohymenophorea; Hymenostomatida. Gene Ontology annotation, cellular component: cytosol. The transcript has 7 exons. The record is from RefSeq and is a predicted model, not a curated record. Gene Ontology annotation, biological process: cellular response to oxidative stress; cell redox homeostasis; glutathione metabolic process.